CCUUUGUACGGAUAAUAUGUAUCCGGUUGUGUUCUUCCUGAACUGGCCUAGAAGCGAGUAUGAGCGGCGUAGUGUUGGCCACAGCUGGGUAUGACCACACGAUCCGCUUCUGGGAAGCAGCCUCAGGCACAUGUACGCGGACGGUGAAGUACCCCGACUCGCAAGUCAACUGCUUGCAAAUCACGCCCGACAAAAAGUACAUCGUCGCGGCUGGCAAUCCCCACAUCCGUCUCUUUGAGAUCAACACCAACAACCCCAACCCAGUGCGGAGCUAUGACGGGCACUCUGGUAACGUCACAUCCAUUGGGUUUCAGAAGCACGGCAAGUGGAUGUUCAGUGGGUCCGAAGAUGGCUCGAUCAAGAUAUGGGACCUCCGCGCGCAAGGUUGCCAGCGCAACUAUGAAUGUUCGGCCCCCGUGAACUCUGUGACGCUGCAUCCAAACCAGGCGGAGCUGGUUUCCGCAGAUCAAAACGGAUGCAUUCGUGUGUGGGACUUGACGUCCAACACGUGCUCGACCAAGUUUAGUCCCGACGGCGAAAACGCCGUGCGCACGGUGGAUGUGGCCAAAGACGCGAGCACCCUCAUUGCCGCCAACAACCACGGCACUUGCUUUGCCUAUACCCCCAAAAGCUCGGACAACUACGAACUACGCACGUCGUGGCAAGCGCACAACGAAUACGUGCUAAAGGCGCGCGUGAGCCCAAACGCCCAGUACCUGGCCACGUGCUCGUCGGACAAAACGGUCAAGGUGUGGAACAUGGCUGACAUGUCACUGCUGCACACGCUGCAGGGCCACCAGCGCUGGGUGUGGGACUGUGCGUUCUCGGCCGUGUCGUCUUACCUCGUCACAGCUUCUUCCGACCAAACGGCACGCCUGUGGGACUUGAGCACGGGCGACACGAUCCGGCAAUACAACGGCCACCACAAGGCGGCCAUUUGCGUCGCGUUGGACGACAGCGUCCCAGAAGUCGUCGACCCGUCCAGUCGAUAAAUAGCCCCGAUGUGACAAGUGAAACAUGGAUCAUCUAAAGUGAUACUAGUAUAUAUUUGUAGUACCCUAUUCUCCACAUAUACAGUAGUAUUUACUUUUGCCGA
Molecule: messenger RNA, 1096 nt
Organism: Aphanomyces astaci
Lineage: Eukaryota; Oomycota; Saprolegniomycetes; Saprolegniales; Verrucalvaceae
Exons: 6
Coding region: 60-992 (310 amino acids)
Biological process (GO): regulation of actin cytoskeleton organization; TOR signaling
Cellular component (GO): TORC1 complex; TORC2 complex
Molecular function (GO): protein binding
Source: RefSeq, a predicted model, not a curated record